Molecule: messenger RNA, 1930 nt
Organism: Cuscuta campestris
Lineage: Eukaryota; Viridiplantae; Streptophyta; Magnoliopsida; Solanales; Convolvulaceae
Source: the annotation of a GenBank genome assembly
AUGAGAGAUUUAUAUGUGCAGAUCCCUUCUUCAGCCAAACAAAAUAGUUAUCAAUCCAAGGCUCUAAUGGAAGACAAGCAACUAAAUUUUAACCAGCCCCUUCUCUCAGUACGGCGAACCGAGGCUUCCUCCUCGUUCACUGUUCCUCCACCAUACAAAUCAGAGCUCAAGUCGGGACCCGUUAGAGAUCCCGGGGUUGUGCCCUUCCGCUGGGAACACAGCCCAGGAAGACCAAAACACCCUUCACCUUCUACUUCACAAACCCAUCCUAUAUCUGCUCAAGAUCAUAAAAAACCUCCCAUUGUCCCAAAUCUUCCCCCGGGCAGAACUUCAAAUGCUGUUAUCGCGACGAGUUUUAGCAGUUCAAAUGGUAGUGUGGUGGAGGAAGAUGAAGAGGGGGAAGAAGAAGAAGGGAGAAAUGAGUCAUUGUCCGGUCAAGAUGAGAGUUAUGUAGAUGCACUCGACACGAUUUCAAGCACACAUGAAUCUUUUUUCCUAAAUUGCAGUGCUAAUAGUGGCUUAAGCUUCGCGGCAGACCCUCAAACUAGGGAUUUCAUGAUUGACCGGUUUCUGCCAGCAGCCGUGUCAAUGGCUUCAGAAAUGCCUCAAUGCACUCCCAAGAAGCAAUCGCCAGUUGACGAAUUACAACCAAGACAUCAUCUGAUUUCCAUGGCAAAGGCAGACAGGAGGAGGCCUCAACUGCGUUAUGGACCAAGUUUUGCACACCAUUAUUACCAGUCUCAUGAUUAUGCAGAAGAAAGAUGUGAUGACGAUGAAGAUGAUGAUGAUGGUGGUGGGUAUUUGCCUUCUAAAGCAUGUGGUUUAAUACCCAGCUUUUGUUUGAAAGGUUCGUUUUUCCUUAUGAAUCCGGUACCGGGUAUGAGAGGGAGGACUCGCGUACCCAUGUCUCCAAACUCUAGUAGAAUGCAGACCGGUUCCUCAUCUGCUGCUUCUUGUAGUGGAACAGAUAAUGAGCGAUCAACAUCCGAUGUAAGCGAGCGAAACUCAGUUGUUGGGCUUUUAACCGCGGAGCCUCAUGAAAACAAUGAUGAAUUUGUGGAUGAACUAAAAAAUAAGUCUACUCAAAAAAUAGAUGAUCACAAGCUUGAUGGCAUCUUAGCUUGCCCUUAUGAACCUUCACCUCAAAGCCAUGAGAUGAAAACAAAAGAAGAUUCGAGAUUUUGUGCAAUAACAGAGAAAACCCUACAUGUAAAUUCUGUGCAAGAUUCAAAAGGAGAACACAGCACAUUGGAAGAUUCUCCUUUCAUAGAAGCUAGCAACAGAAAAGAAGGUUUAUUAAGCAAUCCAAGUAAGGUUUAUGGAAAAGCCCAAUUGUUCAGAAGCCCCUACAGUGGAGUUAAUGGAAGUUCCAUUAAAGAAACACAGGCAAUGAAGUCUAUAGAUUUUCCGGUACCCCCACCUUUACCCAUGUCUCCAUCAGAAUCAUGGCUUUGUAGGACAUUGCCCUCACUUGCCACAAAGCAUUCAUCACUACAACGGCCCUAUAUUUUUGGAAAAGGGGAUCCUAGGAACCAGUCAUGUAAGGUCUCAUCCGGCGAUUCCAAAUGGGAAACCAUGGUUAAAACAACAAAGGGGCAUCACCAGCAUUUACGGUACUCUCAGGAGCUAAUGGCGCUGGCACCUAUUCCAGAAACUCAGUAGUGGUCUUCUUGUGAUGUCCAUUGGCUCUUCCAUGUACUUCAAUCCACCACUACAAUGAAUUCCAAAGUCAACAAAUGUCAAUAAAUACGGAGUAUAUAAAUAAAUGAAGUUUUUUUUGGUACUUAAAAACAUGUUACUCUAUCGUUUACUCUUUUCAUACCAGGACAGUGGGGGUCAUAAUUGUGUAUCCUCUUACAUGCACCCAUUUCCUGCCAUGUAAAAUGUAACUAUGUACUGCUACAUCACCCCAUUUGCUACUAUAAUGUUG